Messenger RNA from Galendromus occidentalis (western predatory mite), 1728 nucleotides. RefSeq lists its product as uncharacterized. Lineage: Eukaryota; Metazoa; Arthropoda; Arachnida; Mesostigmata; Phytoseiidae. The record is from RefSeq and is a predicted model, not a curated record. The transcript is spliced from 8 exons. The coding region runs from base 1 to 1728 and encodes 575 amino acids.
AUGACAGUCAGGAUUAUGCUGUCGAUAUUUUUUGUGACAUUCUUCGGAUUCGCAUGCGGACACUUCAGAACACUUGAGAAGGCUCGACUAUCGACUCUGUCCUGUAAAUCAAAUUGCUUGGAAAACUUCACACCCCCGGGACUGCAAGGAGAAUUCAACUGUUUCCAACACUCGUACUGCUGGACGUGCUGGUUCGGAUGCAAGCUUUUCCAUCAGAAUCUUGCGGCAUGGACCGUCCUCUGCAGUCAAAAGAGCCAUGAAAUAUGCUUGGAGGGAUGUCAGACCUCGUGUCGCUUCCAUCAGAACGACAACGAGCUGGACGAAGCGGCGCAUCCCGAAGGACCCCUGACGACCCAAGAAGUUGUCGAAGAUGUCAAGUAUCAGUACGAUCUCGAAUAUAACACCACCAACAUCGAGUGGGACUAUAAACCCAACGCUGAAGUGAACGGCCUCAUACUCGUUGUCGGCACCAACGAGAGCCUCAGCGACACAGAAUCGCUGAAACCCCACGAGCUUUUCAUCAUCGGAAGGACCUAUUAUCGGAACAUCACAAUCGAUGAUAAGAUCCUCGACGAGUUCUGCACGAUCCGCCUCGCGACUGUGGACUCGAGCAAGAAAAUCAGCCUCCUCAACAUCCAUACCGAACAUCUGAAGCGCCACACUAACAAAUGUCAUAGCACAGGCGUGCACCACCACCCGCCGAUCAUAAGCAGCAUCCAUGUGACCGACCUCCGGAGGCGCUACAAUCUUUCUAUGUCGGAGAGCUCAGGGAGCACCACAAGCGAACCGUCCUCCGGUUCCACCACUCCCGCUCCUCCAGCCGACAGUGCAGCUGCAAAUGGAGUGGCCAGUCUCCCAGGAGAUCCUUCUUCCAACAGCACGCCACCCGCAAAGCCAUCGGAUCCGGAGCCGUCGAACGUUACUUCUCCACGAGACCAAAUAAGCACCGCGCGGCCGCUGGAACUCUUUGCGGCGCCGAUUCUGGUCGCUUUGACGUCACCACCUUCGACCGGUCCGUCGCACCUCAGCGGCGAGGAUUUAAGUCCCGAAGUGCUUAGAGCGGAAAUUCGCUGGGAACCGUUCGUAAACUCGUCGGAGGAUGCGUCCUGCAUCAAGUACAAGGUCACUUGGAAGUCGGCCCUUAUCGACAAAGUUGCAGGCGAUCUAUUAACGUGCUCGACCAACACCUCAAUCUCGGUUGAGCGAAACAGCGUUUACCACGUGUGGGUGAGUCUCUUCGGCCACGAACAGAUCCGAACCCAGCAGCUGACUGUGGAAACAGCCUACGCUCAGUAUGCCAAGCUACGCGCCAUGGAGAUCUGUCAUGGCUGUGUACGCGGCGACUACACUACGAGCGUUUCAGCCGCUCUUGCGUCCGUAAUCGUUUUGGCUGUGGCGGUAUUCCUUCUCAUAAAGAGCUACCGGAGCUACACUUUGAGGGACCACAAUCUUCGCAGUCAUUGCGGAUCCUCCUUCCUGAUGCCGAACGCCCUUUUGGGCGAACUCGGCGCCAAACCCUCGAUGCAAGUCAUCGAACCCAAGAUGUUGACCUCCAACAGCACCUCCUCCCGAGUUUCUGCUCAUGUCACCAUUACCCCCAUCGCCGCCCACGGUCCUGAAGAAGCCCCCAGCAGCUCUAGGAAUGGCACCUACGAACCUUUAAGCCUCGAAGACGAGGACGCAAAUUAUUUCGUGUUCGAUCUCCCCAAGAACUACACUGCCGUCUAA